CUUAGGAGUUGUUCUUGAUCGGUGGCCUAUCCUGACUAGUCUAGAGCUUAAGGUUUUAACUGUAAAAGUUGACGACGAUGUCAUAGUCAGAAAUACCGGGGGUGUCUCAAUUAUGGCGGCGCGGGCAUCGCUCUUACUUUUGAGAAGUGAGUAUGGCGUCGCCUGUCCAUUGGACUUUGGCGAAAUUCGGGCCGUGCCUAUAGCCGUUUGCUCGGCUAGGGGCAGCUCCAAUCCAAGAUUACCACUAACUAGUCUAAAAUACGCUUACUUCGUACCGCAGCAUACAUGUAACUUCUCGUCAGCCUGCUACAUCAUUGGCUCAAUACCGACAGUCCGAAUGAGUAGUACGUGACGAUGGCUAGUCCACUCUGUGCGGAUCAAUCUUGGACCUUGUCUUACUAUAGUAAA
Truncatella angustata is the source of this 408-nucleotide messenger RNA. RefSeq lists its product as uncharacterized. Lineage: Eukaryota; Fungi; Ascomycota; Sordariomycetes; Amphisphaeriales; Sporocadaceae. The transcript has a single exon. The record is from RefSeq and is a predicted model, not a curated record. Bases 113 to 352 code for a protein of 79 amino acids.